AUGUAUUAAUAAAAUUGGUAAGGGGACAGAUAUUAAGAUGAAAUUUUUCUUGAUGAUGCGGAGGUUUUUUAAAAAGAUGAAGAACCAUCAAUAUUUGAUAUUGUUUAUAGAGAAGUGGGGUGUAUUCUACUCAAAUAUACCAACCUAAGCCUUAUAACUUGUCCUAACACUCUCCAUUAUAUUACUUUAAAGUUCAAUAAUGAUGAACCCUUCUCAUUUCUCUUUCAACCAAACUAUAUCUUGGUGGAACAACUGGCAGUGAACCCAGCUUUGAAAGAAAUAGCUGAAUAACUGUAAAUUGAGGAUCUCAUAAAUCAUAAUUAGAAUGAUCCUGAGUAUUUUUCAGACUACCAUUAACACUUAAUUGAGGAAAUAUUCAAAUCUCAUUUGAAUUAAACUUAAGAGAUAUUUUUAAGAUAGUUAGAGUUACUGCAAGAAUAGAGAAUAAAACCUUAAGUUGAUUAAGAACUCUAAUCCAUAUUUUAAGAUAAAUAGUUUUAAUUUCCAUCUAAAUUAGAUUUUCAACAUUCUGAACUACCUGAAAAUUAAAUCAAAUACAAACUGUUUGAAACACUAUAAUAAUUAUAAUCAAAUUAUCCGAACACUCGGAAUAAAUCUAUUAAAUUAGAAUGUUCCGAGACUGCUUAACAAUUAUCAGGCCAUAAAACUCAAUAAGAGAAUCUUGGUGUUGCCCAGGUUACUCAGGUUGAUUAACCUUUAGUUAUAAGUUCUUUAAAUAAAGAAAAGAUUAAGAUGAUAAUACAUUGGUUGAUUUAAGAGAAGAUUGCAAUUCCUGAAAUCAUACUGUGUGCUGAAUUAAAGAAUAGAGGAAAUGGAAUGAACUUAACAUUUAAUCCUAAUUAGCAAAUGUUGAAUAGGUGUGCAUUUUAUUAUGGCUUAUUUUGUGAGGCUUAGCAGAAUUAAUCAGAGGCUAAAAAUAUUAAAGAAGAAAAUACAGAAGAAGUAAAAACUUGUUAGGAAUUUAAUAUAGGUAAACAAAAGAUUAAAAUUACUGAAUAUCAUCUGUUAAUUAGAAUGUUAGAUCUAGUUGAUCAAUAGAAAGAAUCUCUUAAACCGAAAAUCAUCUAAUUGGUGAAAUAUUCUUAAUUAAAAAAUUAAAUUAAAAGAUUGUCAAGGGUUUAAGAAGCUGAUGCACAUUUUAAGAUUGUUAAGCAAUUUAUAGAAAAAUUAGAGACAAUUCUUCUUAUCUAUGAUGAAUAUGAAAAUGAUAAAUAGAAACCAUUCAAAAACCAGCAAUAAAAGAUAAGGCAAAUUUAAUCAGAUAAUUUAAGUGAAAAUGAAGAAGAAAAUAAACCUAUAAAAGGUUAAAAAAAAUAUUAUAGGUUGCUUAAAUUAGUUGUAAAAAUGAUAUUGAUUGAAUCUUUGGAAAAAGAAAUACCAAUUCCAGAAAUUUUGACAUGUUUAUGGUUUAAGAAACAUAAGGAGAAAAUAGUUGAAGGUUAAAUAAUCAAUUAAAAUUCUGUCCAAAUAUUACCUUCAAAGUAACGAUUGAUUCCCUCACUCCAAGCUGAACAACAAUUGAAACUCAAAUAAGAAUAAGUAUAAUUGUAAACUCUUUUGGAUCUACCUGAUACUGCUACUAAAGAAUUAGACAACUUUGAAAAUUUUGUAUAAUAAUUCCCCUACGAUGCUAAAUAUGGGAGAGAUGUGGUUUUAAUAGAAAAGAUACUUAUUGUUGUUAACGCCAAGAAGGAUAGCAUUUAAAAUCAGUUAAUUCAAGUUCUGGGUGAUUACUUGAAAAUAGAGAAAGUGAAAGAAUAGUUGAGGGAGAAAUUAGUGUUGCUUCCUAAACUAAGAACCACUAAGACUUAAAUUAAUGAUGAACCAAUAUUAGAAAAUAUCAUAAGAAUUAUAGAUAAUUUAUAAUUAUUCAUCAGUUCAAUUUAAAAGUGUAAGCCCUCUUUAUUUACUAAAUAAUUAAGGAAUCGCUCUAAGAAAUCAUAGUAGACAUCGUAAAAUUAGAAAUUAGAUAAGGAGGAAAUGAAAGUGUUUAUAUUAUCUGGAUUAAUUACUUUAAUUGACAAUGAAGUGUAUUUACCAGAAUUAAUCUUAUUCUUGGGAAUAAAAAAUAAAACACAAAAGUUCAGUCUUUAGAUUAACAAGAAUUAGAGAUUAUAGGAGUAUAUCAUUACGUAGAUGUAAUUGAAUCAAGUGGAAAUAACUGACUAAGUGGAGAGUAAGUUGCUAAUUAAGAAGAUAAAGAUUUAAGAUGGAGAGAAUAUACCUAUCAUUCAGAGCAGAGAUCAGGUUUCAGAGCCAUAAUUGAUUAUCAGAGCCUUGAAAUUACUAAGCAAUUGUGAGAUGACCAAAUAAUUGUCAGAAAUUUGGUAGAAACCUUCAGUAAUAAGUCUUAAAAAUCAAGUUUAUAAAAAUUGCUUAAAAAAAAAUAAAAAUGAUACUACAAUUGGAUAAAUAAAAAAUUUAUUUUAUAAAAUUGAUAAUAAAUAUGAAAUAUUUAAUAAUAAUUAAUAAUGA
Molecule: messenger RNA, 2496 nt
Organism: Paramecium tetraurelia
Lineage: Eukaryota; Ciliophora; Oligohymenophorea; Peniculida; Parameciidae
Exons: 1
Source: RefSeq, a predicted model, not a curated record